Anopheles stephensi (Asian malaria mosquito) is the source of this 854-nucleotide messenger RNA. RefSeq lists its product as uncharacterized. The transcript is spliced from 2 exons. The record is from RefSeq and is a predicted model, not a curated record. The coding region runs from base 73 to 405 and encodes 110 amino acids. Lineage: Eukaryota; Metazoa; Arthropoda; Insecta; Diptera; Culicidae.
AGUUACGGGACUUCGGAAAACCUUUUCACCUUUACGAAUCCAACUUGAACCGAGUCAUGUCACGUGUGUACGAUGAUUAUUUUUUCAGCUCCCAAAUACCCACCGAUUACUUGGGCUGUACCAUCCGAUAAGAAGCGAAAAACAAAACCACCACCAGCGGCAACAUCGUGCGGUGAAAUGCCUGUUGCUUUUGACCGUCCCAUUUAUCAGCCUUGCUGCUGCUUCGAUAGCGUGCCGGGAGAAGUUCCGCUUGUGAUUGAUUGUCAAGUUCAAGUUCAAAUUGAAACGUUUUCCUGGCGCACGAAGCUAGAGCGGUACGCGUCCCGAGCGAGCGAACUCGGGAAACUCGUGCAAAACAUGAUGCUGUGCACCAAUGGGGGGAUAGCGAUUCCAGCUGUUUGGUAGUCUCGUGAAAGGUCGUAAAUGGGUGGUGCAGUAUUAUUUUGUUAUGAUUGUAGGGUUCAGAGAAUCGAACGGUGUGUGUGUGUGUGAGCCCGUUCACGCCCGUUUAAUCCAUCCCGUCGCUUGAGGAUCGGUGUGAAACAGUGCAAACGGGCGAAAGAUUAUGGGCACGGUGCAGUUGAGCAGUUGAGCUACUAUUAUGUUGCACCACGGAUGAUAAGAUCAGUCGCUGCAUCUGCAGAUUAGCAUGUGCCGCUGCAUGGGAAGACGCAAGACCCGGUAUCGGGGCCAAACUUUUGCUCUAAUCAUCACCUCACCUGAGCAUAAUUUGUGGCUUGCUUGGCAGGGUUCAGUGGCCCCCGUCGUGCUGGUGGAGAAUGCAAGAUGCGAUUUUCCUAAUCUGUUUUGAUGAUCGUGCGAUUCUUUUCCCGACCCGUGUUCUAACGGCUGGA